Rotaria sp. Silwood2 is the source of this 777-nucleotide messenger RNA. The record is from the annotation of a GenBank genome assembly. NCBI's taxonomy places the organism in Eukaryota, Metazoa, Rotifera, Eurotatoria, Philodinida, Philodinidae.
AUGGAGAAUGGUAUGGAUUUAUUACAUGCAGCUGAAUGUGGUCUUUUAUCUGUAGUUAAAAAAUUAUUAUCCGAUAAUAAGUCAAUAAUUCGUUCUUGUCGACAUCAAAGUCGGAGAAACCAUGCUUUUAACUUUGACUCUUCAGCUAUUCAUUAUGCUUCUCGAUCAGGUCAUAUCAAUAUUGUUAAAUAUUUAUUAGAACAAGAUUCAACAAUUAUCAACGAUCAUGAUCGUGAAAAUUGGACAGCAUUACAUUAUGCUUGUUAUAAUGGACAUAUAAAUAUCGUAAAACUAUUAUUAACUCAUAAUGUCAAUGUUAAUAUGAAAGAUAAAUAUUUGUCUCAAACACCUAUACAGUUUGCUAUGUAUAGACAACUUCAUGAUAUUGUUUAUCUGUUAGAUCCUCAUAUAAAAUGGACACGUGACAAUGUUGAUGAUAAAUCAAAAGCUCGAAAUAUACCUGUAUUUCGAAAAAAAUCAAAUUUAUUUCUUGGUAGAUAUAUUUUAAAUGAUAAUCAUAUUAAACAAAUCGAAUUAUUUCGAAAUAAUUUACAAUCAAAUGAUAUUGAAUUAAGAAAAGUUCAAGAUGUUGAAUUAUCAAAUCUUCUUGUUCGAAUAAUACUUACACAUGAUUUUAAGAAACAUAUUAAUAAAACCAUAGAAUUAUCAUCAGAAGAAGACGAUGAUCCAUUUUUAAGAUCAUCAUCAACAUCAGCUCAUGAACAUAUUAUGGUUUUUAACCCUUUCGGGACCGGUGACGCUUUAAAGCGUCAUUGA